GUAACAAUCCAAGAAUGAGUCAUUGUGUCAGCCCCAUCCUUGACUAGGACUUUAUGGCAAGCUCUUCAAAAUACCACGUGCAAAUAAAUGUCAUUUUGGUACUUGCUUGCUUCCUCAAAUGCUUCUUUCUUGUUUCCUCAUUUUUGUUUCAGAUUUAAAUCUAGGUUUUGAAUUUCCUUUACAAGCUUACACUACUGUAUUGUCUACUGCUUUUCAGGUACCCGAUGAUUUCCUGUGUUUCUGAUGUUCCUAUUUUUGCUGUUUCUUUAUGGCCAGUACAGUUUAUAAUAAUACUACGUUUUCCUUUUUUUUAGGUGGCCUGUUUAAAUUAAAAUGAGAAAUGUAUUAUAUUCUAUACCUGUUUAUUCUUAGAAAACAGGGGUCAUACAUUAAGAAAAAACUUGAAAUGCCCAUUAGUAUCCUGUGAUUUCUUAAAAUGUUAAGUGUACAAUUCACACAAUAAUUUGGGGGCUGUCUUGAAAUUGUUCUUUACUUUUUUGUUGUGCUCAUUAAGUUUAAUUGAUUUCUCGGACUGGAGCCUUUUUAAGGGUCAUUGAUUUUAAACAAGUACUUUUAAAACUGCUUGGAGGACUUAAUGGAAGGGAUCGGUGGUAAAUUGUGGUAUUUUUAGGUUGCUUACAGUUUGUUUUAAGCUAUAUUAGUUUUUUUUAGUACUGUAUUGCUCACAAUAUUAGAUUUGCUAAACAAGAUGUACGUGCACACAUUGGACUUAAAUUGUAAACUUGUUCGUUAUGGAUACAUUUAUUAUUUUUCUUUUUUAAUUUUCGAUAUGCCUAGUAAGGAUAUCACACUGAGAGAUGUAGUUGGUUCAAAUAGAUGUUCUGGAGGAAGAUGAUAACAUUUGCUGAGCUGUUGUGAUCUGUUGUCAGCUUCUUAGGAGGUAGGACAGGAAAGAAAAUAAAAAAUUGGCAGGUGGAAAGCAGGAGGCUAUUAGAUUAUAAAAUAGCAUGAUAAGAGAGUUCUGAAUCUGACUUGAGGGAGUUCAAGUGAAAGAUGUCAACAGGUGUUGUGUCUGUGUUCUUGUUGGAUCAUGAGGAAGAAGUAGGUGAAAUGAAGGAGAAGAAAGAAGACUGGUAAGAGGCAAGGUAUUUUUGAAGCUAGGUAAGGCAGUGGAGUAGACAGGGCAGUAGUUUGGCAAAACUUUUAUGUAUACUGUUGUUGGGUGCUUAAUAGUGUCUGUGGGUGAAUAUGGGGGGAGGAAGGUGGUGAUAAAUGCAUUUCACUCAGAAGGGUAUUGUGCUCAGAGAGCAUUGUAGUUGAAUGAGCAAGGUUCUAACCAGAAUGCUUGAGAGGAUACCAGGAUAAACAGUGCUUAACUUAAUCCAAAGAGAACAAUCUACAGAUUCUGGAACUAGAGGAACAAACAAAAAGUACAGGGUGUGAACUUUGGAAUUAAUACAAUUUAAAUCUUUAAAUAAAAAUAGGCAGCAUAAAUUAUUCAUACAUUUGAAAAUAAAGUUGACUUAGAUCUAAGUUUUUAGAGCUACCCAGCCAUUAUUAUAAUUCUUUUUUAAUUCAUAAAGCUUUUCUUAUCUUUUUCAUUUUCUCUAACUUUUGCUAGAGUUUGAACUGUAAUAGAUCAUCCCUGCUUUGUGGCUUUUUAGAAGUUUAUAAUUUUUAUUUGUCUCUUUUAGGGGCUUCCUAGGUUCAUUUCCCUCCCCUCCUAGCAUGGACUAGAAAUCUACCUCAGCUGCUAUUAUCCCAUUGUGGUCACUCUUGCUUAUUCCAUGUGCUUUUUCAUAUAGAUGUCUUUUGACUUCUUUUUUCACCCUCCUUGUCGUCUCACUCCUCUUUGCCUUUAACUAGAACUCUAGAUGAAGUGUCUUAAGUUAAACAUAGUGAAACUCACUUCCUUAUCUUUCUUCCUAACUCCACCUUCAUACUUAUCAUUUUAGUCACUGGGAAAGUGUAGUCAUAAACCCCGGCAGUGAAAGAGAUUGAACGUGGACAGGCCUUUAACUCAUUGUUGCUUCGCACCCCUACAGCCCCUCUCUCACUAGCAUGAAAUGAUAUAGUUUAUUUCUUGUUGUUCUUCAUACAUUCCUUUCUUCCAUUUCUGUGGAUACAUGUCUGACUAGUUAUAGUAUGUCUGAGUUACAAUAGAGGAGAUCCGGUGGCACAGUUGGUUAAGUGCUCAUCUAACCGAAAUGUAACCCAUUCAAACUCACCAGCUGCUGUAUGAGAGAAAGAUAUGGAAAUCCUAUGGGGGUGGUUCUACUCUGUCCCUUAGGGUUGCUAUGAGUUGUAAUCUACUCGACAGCAAUAGGUUUGGCUUGGGUUAGGGAGUUACUUAACCUCCUGAAAAGUAGCUUCAUUUUCUCUUUCACAACUCCAUAUCUUCAAAGUUAUUACUUAAAGUUUUUUUUUACUACUUCUUGAAAAGAAGAAGAAAAAAAAUCAUUUGAGGAUAAGUAUUUCAUUGUGAAAAUUCGAAAAGCUGUAGUGAAAAACCUUUAUGUAGGUAAGGAUUAAAGAACAUAGUGACUAAUGUCCUGAUAAUGCAUGAAAGUGCUAGAUAGGCCUCAGAAGAUCUAAUGAUCCAGAUAGAUAGAUAGCUGCCAUUGAGUUGACUCUGACUGAUGAUGACUUUAUGUACAACAGAACAAAAUACUGCCCAGUCCUGCAUUAUCUUCAAGAUUGCCAGCAUGUUUGAGUCCAUUAUUGGGGCUACUGUACCAAUCCACCUCCCUGAGGGUCUCCCUCACCACAGUUUGCCCUCUACUUCUCCAAACAUGAUGUCCUUCUUUAGCAGUCGAUCCCUCCUGAUGACAUGUCCAAAGCAAAUUUAAAUGUAAUACCUGAUCUUUAUUUCACCUUCUUCCAAGUGAAAAUAUGUAUUAAUCCAAAAAGCCGUAAAGCCAUAAUGUGGCAUACCAUCCUUUUUGAGAGGUGAAUAUCGUUGGAUAAAAAUGGCUGACCGAAGUGGGAAGAUUGCUCCAGGACAAGUGUACAUUGAAGUGGAAUAUGAUUAUGAAUAUGAUGCGAAGGACAGAAAGAUUGUGAUAAAACAAGGAGAGCGGUACAUCUUGGUGAAGAAGACAAAUGAUGACUGGUGGCAAGUCAAACCAGAUGAGAGUUCCAAAGCAUUUUAUGUGCCGGCCCAGUACGUUAAGGAGGUCACCCGCAAAGCUCUAAUGCCACCUGUUAAACCGGCAGUCGGACUGCCGAAUAAUUCUAUGAAAAUGGUACAGAGUCUACAUCUUCAGAGAUCGACAGAAAAUGUGAACAAAUUGCCCGAGCUUUCAAGUUUUGGAAAGUCUUCAUCUUCUGUUCAAGGAACAGGUCUUGUUCGUGAUGCCAAUCAGAAUUUUGGACCCAGUUGUGGUCCAGGUCAGACUCUCGGCCUAAGCCUGGACCUGACCCAUAAUAAUGGAAAGUUUAACAGUGACUCACUUUCUCCUAAGGUUCCCAGCCAGAAAAGGACACGUUUAUUUGGUCAUUUUCCAGGUUCGGAGUUCUCGGAGAUAGAAAAAACUAGCUUCUCCCAGGAACCGUCCUGUGAUUCGGCAGGAGAAGGCUCAGAAAGAAUACAUCAAGAUUCUGAAUCUGGUGAUGAACUUAGCAGUAGCUCUACUGAACAGAUAAGGGCAACUACACCUCCAAAUCAAGGCAGACCAGAUUCUCCGGUUUAUGCUAAUCUGCAAGAACUGAAAAUAUCCCAGUCUGCUGUUCCCCCGCUUCCUGGAAGCCCAGCAAUUCAGAUUAAUGGAGAAUGGGAAACCCAUAAAGAUAUUUCAGGGCGUUGUUACUACUAUAACAGAGGAACACAGGAAAGAACUUGGAAGCCACCUCGCUGGACUCGGGAUGCAAGCAUAAGCAAAGGAGAUUUCCAAAGUCCCGGAGAUCAGGAGCUUCUUUCAUCAGAAGAAAACUACCACAGCAUUUGUUACAGCCAGUCAGAUAGUCAGUGUGGUUCUCCUCCAAGGGGUUGGUCAGAAGAAUUGGAUGAACGUGGGCAUACCUUAUAUACCAGUGACUAUACUAAUGAAAAGUGGCUCAAGCAUGUUGAUGAUCAAGGUAGAGAAUAUUACUACAGUGCAGAUGGAUCUCGAUCAGAAUGGGAAUUACCAAAGUAUAAUGCUUCAUCUCAGCAGCAAAGAGAAAUAAUUAAAAGUAGGAGCCUGGACAGGCGGCUGCAAGAACCAAUAGUGUUAACAAAGUGGAGACACAGCACCAUUGUGUUAGACACCAAUGACAAGGAAUCUCCAACUGCCUCAAAACCCUGCUUUCCUGAAAAUGAGUCUUCUCCCUCUUCACCAAAGCACCAAGAUACAGGUCAAGAGAAAUAUGGAUUAUUAAAUGUAACAAAAAUUACUGAAAAUGGUAAAAAGGUUCGAAAGAACUGGUUGUCUUCUUGGGCAGUGUUGCAGGGUUCAUCUUUACUUUUUACCAAAACUCAAGGAAGUAGCACAAGUUGGUUUGGGAGUAAUCAGUCCAAACCAGAGUUCACAGUGGACCUCAGGGGGGCAACGAUUGAGAUGGCUUCAAAGGAUAAAUCCAGCAAAAAGAAUGUUUUUGAGCUGAAAACCCGUCAAGGAACAGAACUGCUGAUUCAGUCUGAUAAUGACACUGUUAUUAAUGAUUGGUUUAAAGUUCUCAGUAGUACUAUCAGUAAUCAGGCAGUAGAAAAUGAUGAAGGACUUGAAGAGGAGAUCCCAGAUUCACCAGGAAUAGAAAAGCAUGAUAAAGAAAAGGACCAUAAGGAUCCUAAAAAACUUCGUUCUAUGAAAGUGUCUACCAUAGAUUCUUCGGAACAGAAAAAAACCAAGAAGAACUUAAAAAAGUUUCUUACACGACGCCCCACUUUGCAAGCUGUUCGUGAAAAAGGUUAUAUUAAAGAUCAGGUAUUUGGGUCCAAUCUUGCUAAUCUCUGUCAGAGAGAGAAUGGCACAGUACCAAAGUUUGUGAAGUUAUGCAUCGAACAUGUUGAAGAACACGGUUUGGAUGUUGAUGGGAUAUACAGAGUAAGUGGCAACCUUGCAGUGAUACAGAAGCUGAGAUUUGCAGUCAAUCAUGAUGAGAAAUUGGACUUGAAUGAUAGUAAAUGGGAAGAUAUUCAUGUCAUCACUGGAGCACUCAAAAUGUUUUUUCGAGAAUUGCCAGAACCUCUUUUUACAUUUAACCAUUUUAAUGAUUUUGUUAAUGCAAUUAAACAAGAACCAAGACAACGAGUUGCUGCUGUUAAGGACUUGAUCAAACAAUUGCCAAAGCCAAAUCAAGAUACAAUGCAGAUUCUUUUUAGACAUCUCAAAAGAGUUAUAGAAAAUGGAGAAAAAAAUCGAAUGACCUAUCAGAGUAUAGCAAUUGUUUUUGGUCCUACUCUAUUAAGGCCAGAGAAAGAGACUGGUAAUAUAGCAGUUCACACUGUGUACCAAAACCAAAUUGUAGAAUUAAUUCUUCUGGAAUUAAGCUCCAUCUUCGGACGCUGAUUCUUACUGAAGACAGAACCUGUGGAAUAGAAGCUGGAUCCCAUCAGAUUUCAAACCUUUAUACACGAUGUAUUUUCUUUUUGGACCAAGCAGUGACUCUUUGAUUUUGCACUUUUUUGAGGGGUUAGAAGGGAGGGGAGAGUGUCAAAAUGUGUUAGGCCCUCAUAUUUGCUGCUUUGUUGCAAGUUGAUAUAAUAUGUAUGUAAUUUUGAAUUACUUUUAUCCUGAAUGUUUGAAUUUUAGUAAAAAUCAAAACUUGCAGUUCUAACCAGGCAUAUAUACACUGGAUAAUUUGGUAAGAAAACUUUUUUUUUUUUUCCUCAAACUGGAUAAUACAGAAUUAUUUUUUAUGACUUGUAGGUUCAUCACAUUUAGGUUCACCACUUGAUAGGAAUAGUAUCCGUUAUUCUGAAAACACUCUUGGGCAUUUUCAACAAAAUGAAUUGUAUCUGUUCUGAAACCUGUGUAUUUCUUCUUCAGGGUUUCUGCAUGCAGUGGCAGUCUGAGUGCUAAAAUUGACCAUAACCCAGAUAGAAUCCCUUGAUGAAGGCUUGCUGCCUUUCACUUGUUGCACAGCAUCCUUACUGGAUAUCUUUGCUUAUUUGGGCAGCACACUAAUAAAUACUACAUUGAACACUGUGACAUACUGGAGAUUUUAUUUAGCAUAAGUCAAUUCAGGGUGUUUUUAGGCUGUGUGUGCUACACUGAAUUGUAGCUAACAGUUGUCAUUAUAUCUAGUGCCAUACUGAGCUCUUGGUAUGACCCUGUGGAAAUGGACUUUAUUUGUUGUAAAUAUAAGCUAAAGAUUUCAUGCCCUUUAGCUUAUGUAUAUAAUUGUGUUGUAUAGUCUCAGUACAUUCUAACCCUACAUUUCUAAUCAUGGUAUAGGUAUUGGUGUAGGUGACCUUUUCUGUGAAUAUUAGGUUUCCUCCAGAAAUAGGCCGUUAUUUGCGGAAGUAACUGUGUGCACUUUUAGAUUUUAAUUACAUUUGUAGGCAAAUCACUGUAAUGUGAAUGGUACUGGAAAAAUACUGAGUAGAUUUGCUAAAUGGUAAAUGCACUACAAGAGGAACCUGUUAGAUUAUUUAACAUGUACAGAAUACAUUAGAAAAAUUUAUUACAGAAUUCUAACUCUACAGUAUGAAUAGUUGAAAGCCCAUAUAUAAAUUAGGUGGAAGUUGGAUAGAAAACGACAUCACUAAAUUUGAGAAUUUCUUUUUACAUUACUAAUGUAGAUUGAUUUGUAUAAUAAAACAGGGUUUGGAAGGUUUUGUUACAGGGAGCAUGGUUGGUUGAAGAUUUUUUUAAAUGUAUUUUUCUAGAUUAACUGCUGUAUAUGAAAUGUCUAAUCUGAAUAAAGAAAACUAUAAGAGGCUUAGAGGUUUUUCCAUCGGAAAUGUGCAUUUUUUUGUUUUUUGUUUGUUUUUGCAUUUACUGGCAUACUCUUAUACCUCAUUUUAAAAAAUCAACUGAAUCCAAUAUUUCCUGUGGCAAAUAUAUUUUCCUUAUUUCACACCUUUUCAACUCCCUGCUAUGCCAUCACUCCUUUCCGCCCCCACACACAUUUUUGUUUCUUCAUCAAUAUUUGGAAGUGACUGAUAUGUAACCAAGACUCUGUUAGGAUUGCAUUUAUAAUUGAUAAUUAGGACUGCCUUCCUUGGGAAAAAAUAUUUUUUAUGUGGUCUGUUUAAAAACCUCUCACCUGAGUUUUGUGGUAAAAAUACUGUGUUUAUUAUUGUGAUCUUGUUAAAUUGAUAACAAACCAAGUACUUGAUAGCUGUAGGAAAGCAGAUUGUUUUGAGCAGGGAGAAAAAGUCUCCAAUCAAAAUAUUUAUUUUUGCCUAAAGAUGCUCUACAACGUGCUUUAGAACUGGAGUACAUAGUGACUGCAUAUAGACUCAAGUCAGUGAUGUUCUUCCUCUCGGCAGUCAUGGAAAUAUCAAGGAUUAAAACUGUCCUGUGUUUCUUGUUUCAAAGUACGUGUGUGUAUGUGGUCUUCAAUGUUUUAUUAGCCUCCAGCUAAUCAGUUCAUUGUAAUACUGUAUGUACAAUGUGAUCAGUGUCUCGUUUUCCUCAUUUGUGAAUUAAAAAUUGUCACUUGUUUUUAUAACAAAACCAGUAAUAUUUUCUGUCUCAAAGCUUGAUUUUUAGUAGAAAAUAUAUUAAAGGCUAAAAGAAAUUGUCAGUGUAAUUUCAUUUACUGGGUAGGCCUUCCUUGAGAACACGAUAAAGAAAAGAGGUAGUGAAAAUUUGGGAAGUGGGGGGAAAAAGUAUAUUGAAAUACGUUACCACGUUCUGAUUAGGAAAAAAAAAUUAUUUAAAUUUUAAAGCAAUAAGAAAUUUUACCUUUUACCAUGGAGAAAGUUAAUUAUGAAAUAGCUCUGAAAGAAUCCUCUUAUCUUGUAGAUACAGGUAAAUUUAUAAAUAAUUUAUUUUUGUUAUGUGAAAAGCACACAGAAUAAUUCAGGUAAACUUUGGGUUUGGACAGAUAAGGUGCGUGUGUAUACAUACAUCCACAGAUACGCAUACAUGCAUGCAUGUGUGUGCAUGCCAUGGCUUAUGUAAAAAAAAAAAAACUCAUCAAUGAUAAAAACCCAGUGCCAUCGAGUCGAUUCCGACUUACCUAUCAUUGAUGAAAAUGUUCAUCAAUGAUAGUAAUGGCAAAUACUUGGAGACCUUUAUACUAUUUUAGUAUCAUCCCAGGCUUCUUUGCAAGCCUGAAAAUAUUGUGUAUAAUAAUAGCAGCAAGAGGGAAAGAGCUACAUAAUUGUGCCAAGAGGUAUUUUUUCCAGCUCACAGGAGAGGCUUCUAAUUAGAUACUUAAACAUGUUUCCCAUGACACUAAUUCCUCAAACAUCGUUAGACAUUUUUUUUGUUUAAAUACACAGAGGAGUCCACAUGUCGCUUCAGUAACGAAGGAAAUGGAGGCAGAUGUGUGGCAUGUACUCUCUGGUCUAAUAAAAUCAAAUGUUAAAUACUGCAUCUGCACAGAGAGUUGGAAAAGGGUAGAAAAUAAGACUUUAUGGAGUUUAUUGUUCUUUCUAAACUCCAGACAUCAGCUCUAAUGAUUGCGUUUUAUGGAAAGCCCUUCUUUAGCACAAUAUUAGAGAAGGUGUUUAAUAGGGACUUCAGUCUCUUUGUUGCAUUCUUGGAGAUGGGGCAUAGUUUUUUGUUUUCAAAAAAAAAAAAAAACCCAGAAUUC
Messenger RNA from Loxodonta africana (African savanna elephant), 8652 nucleotides. RefSeq names its product Rho GTPase activating protein 12 (gene ARHGAP12). The record is from RefSeq and is a predicted model, not a curated record. The transcript is spliced from 19 exons. Gene Ontology annotation, cellular component: cytoplasm. Gene Ontology annotation, biological process: regulation of GTPase activity; signal transduction. The coding region runs from base 2931 to 5450 and encodes 839 amino acids. NCBI's taxonomy places the organism in Eukaryota, Metazoa, Chordata, Mammalia, Proboscidea, Elephantidae. Gene Ontology annotation, molecular function: protein binding.